Messenger RNA from Cololabis saira (Pacific saury), 5863 nucleotides. RefSeq names its product muscleblind-like protein 1. The coding region runs from base 963 to 2159 and encodes 398 amino acids. Gene Ontology annotation, molecular function: metal ion binding. The record is from RefSeq and is a predicted model, not a curated record. Lineage: Eukaryota; Metazoa; Chordata; Actinopteri; Beloniformes; Belonidae. The transcript is spliced from 11 exons.
CGACGGUAAAGGGUCGCCUUUCUCUCUAGAUUCUACAUUUGGGAUGGGCCAGGUCUGCAGGCAGCCUGGUUCAAUACCUGCUCCCUCUUCUUCCUCAGCCAUGCCUUGAGAGAAGUGCCUUCAUUUGCUGACCCUUGUGGCUGUUUGGCUCCACUGAAGCCGCCUGUGGUUCUGUGCCUGUUCGUGUCUGCCGGAGCCGCCAGCCACACCAGGAGCACCAGGACCGCUGUGACUGUCAGCCUCAUCUACUGAAGCUGUCCCUGCACCGCUGACACCUCCCUCUUCCCCUCCCUCCCUCCUCCCCGCUCCGCCUGGUAGCCACACCGCUCCCCAUUCAUGCCACUCAGCCAUCUCCACUGGAGGCUGACGACUUCCCCCUUCUCCGCAGACGUAGGCCGAUACUGAGGACAAACAGUUUUAUCGGCUCCUGUGAGCGGAAGAAAAAAUUGUUUCACUGCUGUCCCCUCCAUCCUUUUCCUCCUCCCUCUUCUCUUCCCCUUUCUCCUCCUCUCUUCCCUCCCCAAGCCCUGCAAACUUUCAUCAUGGGCCAGCUUGAUCGAUAAUGUCUUUUGCCAUUUGUCUCAACUGACAGUUCAGCUGAGGAGUGAGGAAGUUGAGAGAACUGUUUUUUUUUUUGUUUGUUUUUACUUCCUUUCUUGUUUUUCUUUAAGAGAGAGAUUGCAAAGUUCUGUGGACGUCACCAGCCCAGGCUCUGGCUGACAGGCCCCGAAGGAUUUCCAUUUGAACCACAGACUCGUAGAAUGGGCUUUAGGUGGUAGCAUGUCCCUAGGUCUCAUAGGCUCCUGGACACAAACCCACUGAAGUUCUGCUUUUUUUUCCCAUGCCCUUUCCCUGUUCCUUGUCAGUAUUUCCCCCCGUGUCAUUAAAACCAUACAGACUUAAACAUAAUUCACUUACUGGAUAUCUAUUCCUCCUGAUCGACCCUACCUGCCUCGCUUGAAAUGGCGGUGAGCGUGACACCAAUUCGGGACACCAAGUGGCUGACGCUGGAGGUGUGUCGGGAAUUUCAGAGAGGAACUUGUUCACGACCAGACAAUGAGUGCAAGUUUGCCCACCCUGCCAAGAGCUGUCAAGUGGAAAAUGGCAGAGUCAUUGCUUGUUUUGACUCACUCAAGGGCCGCUGUUCCAGGGAGAACUGUAAGUACCUGCACCCUCCUCCUCACCUAAAGACACAGCUGGAGAUCAAUGGAAGGAACAACCUCAUCCAACAGAAAAACAUGGCCAUGCUGGCCCAACAGAUGCAGCUCGCCAACGCCAUGAUCCCCGGCACACAAAUACAGCCAGUGCCCAUGUUUUCAGUCACGCCCAGCCUUGCAACCAAUGCCAAUGCUGCUGCAGCAGCGGCCGCUGCAUUUAACCCCUACCUUGGCCCCGUGUCGCCCGGCUUGAUGCCCGCUGACAUCUUGCCCAGUGCGCCUGUACUGGUCACCAGCAACCCCAACAUGCCCGUACCUGCUGCUGCCGCUGCUGCUGCUGCACAGAAACUCAUGAGGACAGACAGACUGGAGGUAUGCCGGGAAUACCAGCGGGGUAACUGUACACGUGGCGAGAGCGACUGCCGCUUCGCCCACCCAGCAGAUAGCACUAUGAUUGACACCAACGACAACACUGUCACUGUGUGCAUGGACUACAUAAAGGGCCGCUGCUCGAGGGAGAAGUGCAAGUACUUCCACCCUCCGGCUCACCUGCAGGCCAAAAUCAAAGCCGCCCAACACCAAGUGAACCAGGCAGCGGCUGCUGCAGCCAUGACUCAGUCGGCUGUCAAUUCACUGAAGCGACCCCUCGACGCAACCUUUGACCUGGGGCUCCCUCCCGUUUUGCCUCCUUUACCAAAGAGACCCGCACUUGAAAAAGCCAACGGUGCCACCACUAUGUUCAAUGCGAGCAUGUUCCAGUACCAACAGGCCCUGGCCAACAUGCAGUUUCAGCAGCAGGCUGCCUUCAUACCAUCAGGCUCGAUAUUGUGCAUGACACCUGCAACAAGUGUUGUACCCAUGAUGCACGGUGCUUCUCCAGUCACUGUGUCUGCAGCCACCACAUCUGCCACAAGUGUCCCCUUUGCAACAGCAACAGCCAAUCAGAUUCCAAUAAUAUCUGCAGACCAUCUGACUAGUCACAAGUAUGUGACCCAGAUGUAGGAGUCAGAACAAUGGAACUAGAGCGUGCUGGUGUCAAGUCCAAGAUGAGCAGUCACCCUUCAUGCCUGUAAAAUCCAGAGAAGAAUGGAAAACCAAAUCUGGACUGGUUCGGAAUAAAUCUGCAUGUUAACACAGGAGGCACAGUUUGUUAGAAAUAUUUUCACUUGUACUUCACGCACACUGUCACACAACAGAAAAGAACAUCAUUACAUUAAAGACUGCCUCUCAUUCUGCAGAGGCGACUAACCUUUAUCCACCAGACACAUUUUGAAUGUUAUCAUGAGAUAAAUGUGCGGAGCAGUCGUUGGGAAAACCGGCUGAAUCGGUACGUCCACUGACCAAGAAUCAUGUGUUGUUUGUUUAUUCGUUGGUAUUUGGCAUUUAACCUAAAUGUCUUCAUUUGUUUACACAGAGAUGCACCUUCUAUUUUCAGUUGAGGUAAAAGAAACAAAUAAUCUGACUGAAUGACAUAUGCAUGCACAGUGGUUUGUUUCUGAUUUUAUUUUGUUAAACCAGUAAGAAGGGACGUUACAUGAGCGCACUCAGAGGCCAACUAGCAACUGAAUGUCUGUGAGGUGUCUUUCAAACCUUUGUAGCCUACCUUUCUAUCUCUUAAGCACAUGUCUUUAACCUCGCAGGCAUCCCUGAAAAGUGCCAUACAUCUCAAAAAUACAUGAACGGUAUUCCAGCAGUGUUACAAAUUGUUAAAUUCAACGAUUCCCUUUAAGACGUCUGUUUUCUCUUUCGGACAGCAUGUGUGUCCGGCCUCAUGAUUCCCGUUGAUUAUUACAUUAUUUUCCCCAAAUCUUCAACUGACUGAAUCGUUUGUUUUUGUUGUUUUUUCUUGAACCUUUUUUCUUUGGCAGUGGUUUAAACAUUCAGUGAUUGGAUCUGUACUAACAGAGAUCUGCCUGCCCACGUAAGAAGUUUCGAGCUGUGUGUGUGUGUGUGUGUGGGGGGGGGGGGUUUGGGCCUGUGUGAGAGACCAAAGAUUGUCUCUGUGAUGAACACGUUCAGAUGACUAGCUUUGAAGACGCAGGGCGAGUGUGCGUCUAAACUGCUGUGAGACCGAAGUGAAAAUCUGCAAAGCAACUGGUGACGGAGAUGUGAUCCGUAUGACAUGGUUUGUUUCUUUUGUGUGGUUAUGCAUAUUUUAAAGCACGUUGUCAAAAUAGAUUCAGUAUAGUGUAUAUAUAGUCCGACAUAUUUAAAAAGAUUUGUUUAAUACCUGAGAGCUGGGUAGUUGGUUUUUUGGGGGUUUUUUUCCAGAUAGUCAGCCAAAGUCAUUUUUGUGUCACUGUUUGUAGGUGUUUAUGGGUAGACUAGCGGGGGUGAAGUGCGGAAAUGAGUAGCCCCAAAGAAGGUCCGUGUGUUUAAAGUAGAUCUCUAGGAUUAUUUUGUCGUGUUUUUGGUGUUCUUCAGGCAUAUUUAAUUGGUGGAUAAAACAGGGAACGUGGCGAGAAUCGUAAAACGAUUGUAUUACUCAUCCAAAGCCUUAGAAUGUACCAUCGAGUCAGCACAAUGCAACAUGCCAUUUUGAACCAUCCAGUUGCCUAAUCCACGCCAUAUUAACACACACGGAACACUACGUAACCGUCACCUUUUUCUGUCUGUGUUUUCUUAACUUUCUUGUAGUUUUUUUCCUUCUUCUUCUCUUUUCUUAGACAAGGAGUGUUUUGUUUUGUUUGGAAAAUGUUUUGAUAUUAGUUCAGAUUUUUAGUUUUGCCUGUUCUAUUUAUCUUUAUAAUAAUGAACGUAAGGUACAGUGUGUGUUUGUGUGUUCUUCAUGCACAGUUUCCUGAAAUUCCAUGUAAUGUUAAUUUUAGUAUGAUUAUGAUUGUAAACUCAAUAUUUUCUAUGUUAUGCAUAUUGUUGAACCGUAUGCAUAUAUUCAUUUCUCUGGUCUUUUUUGUGUUCUUUGAACAAAGAUGUUUUAUAUGAGUAUCUAACAGUGAUGAAAUAAUAGAACAGAGAGGCUGCGUUGUCACUUUGGCAACCAUCGCCAAUACCUGAGUAAUAUUUUAAUGAUUGUAAGGUUUGUAACUAGUCAAAUAAGAAAAAAAAAAGCUAUUAUAAAAAAUCUAGUUCUUAGAUGUUUAGAGUAAAGAUGUUAUUUUCUACUGUAUCCAUUUCAAAUAGUAACUAUUGUUUUAAUAUUUCUACUCUCCCUGGAAAUUGGGCCAUGUUGGAAAUCAAGCUGCAUAUUUAAUCACUUUUAUGGGCGUUGCUGGCGGGGUCGAGGUGAACGUGGCGAGUAGCGAACUGAGUCUCCGCGCUCUGCCAACUGCAAACAACAAACAAGGGUGGGGUGAUAAAGGUGAUAAAGGUUGACUUUUUUGCACUUCUGUACAUAGUCAAAAAAGAGAGAGAAUCGUGUAUAUUGAGAUCUUAUUUUGAAUAAAAAAUAACGUCUAUAAUGACAAGGAAUUUUGCUAGGAUAACAAAAAACGGCUGAACAAAAUUGCUUGCAUAAAAAGGGCGCCGAGUUCUCACUCUCCUACCCCUUUCAGGAAAGGCCAAGUGUUGCUCUUCUUUUUUGUCAGCAGCUUGUAGUUUGCCAGGUAACCUUCCGGAGGAGGCGUCCACUGCCCUCCAGCUUAAGGGCCUGACUGGGUUUGUCUGGUCCCCGAAACCUGCCUGCAUCGGACGGGUGUGGCCACGCCCUCACAGGCCCAACCAACCAAUCACAACACGUCCUGUCUCUUCCCCAUAUCCAGUGAGGAAUGCAUGUUAAAGGAAAUACAUAUACAGUUUAAAAAAAAGGAGAAAAAAAAUCAUAACACAGUAAUACUGAAUAAGAAAACAUUUACACAGAAAGAUGUAUUUACAGUAUACAAUAUUCUAUCAAUGUAAUGGAAUAAAAUAUAUAUAUGAAAAUACAAAAAUAGAAUAGUGGUUUAUUUAAAAAAAAAAAAAGAUAAAAUACAGAGACUAUACUCAAUAAUGUUUCACCACUUGGAGAGUUAAAAUACAUGCAACACAAACACCAUAGCUAUGAAAAUGUUCUUUAUGUUGAUGUAAGCUGUGCUUCAGGUAGAUGAAAGUGACCAAACAGGAAUGUAGUUCAACAUCCGGCAUUUAAGAAUAACUACAAACUGGAGUCCAGCUCUGUGGUUUGCCUUAAAUUUUGCCUUGAUAGUUUUAGUCAUUUUUUCAUCUUCUUCGAGCAUGCAUGUUUACAUUUAUGAUAUAAUGUAAACUGAACUCUUUUCCUUUGUUCCUUUUUUUUCAUUGAUUUGUUUUCAAUGCUUGUAGUGCUGAGAUGAUGUACUCUGUCCUCUGCUGCCGUUUGUUGCUGCUUGUUUUACUGUUCCAGGCCCCCUGAAAGGAUGUCUCAUGUUUGCAUGGCAGCCGCCAUAUCUGGGAAGCACCUGUAGAGGAUGAACGCUAUUGAUUGCAACCGUCUAAAGCCAUAAAAUAUAAACACCAGAAUGAAAUAUGACAAACAUGUGGGGCGUGGUACAUUUGGAAGCUGACUGAAAAGUGUUUGCUUUGGUUUUAUUAACUAUAUUAUCAUGCAAUAACUCAUGAAGGGUAGUUAAUAUAACUGGUGGAGUGCUGUGCCAACUGUGAUGGUUGUGUAUACUUAAGAGCAAAGUCCUUCUUUAAUUUUUUCAUGGGGCCUGCAUUGCUAUAUUUGAUUCUUGCUGUUACGAAUAAAAAAAAAAAAUUGAAUAAAAAUGUAAAAAUGAACUGAUGAAGAA